ACGGCGAAACGUCGUCUCCGGGUGAACGAUAGUUCUGACAGCAGCGAAACAGUUAAUGGUAGUUAGCGACAGUUGCUCUGACAAACCCUUUGAGGAGUAACAAGUGUUUACUCCUCACAAGUUUACUUUUUAACCUGUGAACGAGUGUUUGUUUUCAAACUCAAACUUUCUUUAGGGAUUCCUAGAAUACCUACAUUUAGUUUAAACCAGUUUAACGCAUUUUAACGAACUUUUGAAGCUCAAUUCUGAGAACAAGAGCCCCGUGUGUAGAAUGUGCUGAGAAGGGGCCGUCGGAGCGGGACAUCGGGAUGGCAGAGCCGGCGGAGCGGACCCGUCACCUGAACACGUCGGGCAGCCCAUCAGGUGGGAGCAGCGGAGACGCGUUGGAGCAUCUCCCAGCCAGAAACCGAGGCCGACCGGAGAACGGCAGCAGGGGGCGACAGAGGGCGCAGAAGCAGCGGCAGCGGGCGGAGAGCUGCGGGGACAUCAACACAGACAAGUUGUGGCAGCGGAGAGGCGGACAGAGGGGGGUGUGCCCCAUCGCAGCCCGGCCCCAGAUGAAGGCUGACGUCCAGGCGGCGGGGGACGGAGAGCACAACCCGCUGGAGGAGACCCUGCAGCAGGAGGACAGUCACAUCGACUCCGACACCGGCUUGGACGCGCGUCUGGGCAAGAAGCGGCACCGGCGCAGGACCUCCAAGAAGAAGCGCAGCUGGAAGCCGUACUACAAGCUGAGCUGGGACGAGAGGAAGGCUCUGGAGGAGAAGGAGACGGCCCGGGCGUCCCGGCUGAGGGAGGAGAUGUUCGCCAAGGGGCUCCCCGUGGCCCCCUACAACACCACACAGUUCCUCAUGGACGAGCACGACCGGGAGGAGCCCGACCUGAACACCGAGGCCGGGGUCAGGCGACCCUCGGGGGUGGGCAGCCGCGCGGAGGACACCGGCAGCGAAGAGGAGGUUUUGGACAACAACAACGAGGAGGAGGACGAGGAUCCCGGCAGCGGGGGAGGCAGCGACGGCAUCGGGAGACCCGGCAACGCAGGCGGGGAGUUUCUCCAGAGAGACUUUUCCGAGACCUACGAGAUGUACCACGUCGAGAGCCUGCAGAAUAUGACCAAGCAGGAGCUGGUGCAGGAGUACCUGGAGCUGGAGAAGUGCAUGUCCCGGCUGGAGGAGGAGAACAACCGGCUGAGGCGCGCCGUGGAGCCCGGGGGUCUGACCGUGGAGAGCUCCCUGGUCCGGCUCCGGGAGCUGGAGCGGGAGAUGGAGAGACUGAGGGCCCAGAACACGGAGCUGCUCCUGCAGAGCCGGCCCGGCAGUGACAGGGGCCAGGUGGCGACCAAUUAAAGGACGCAGGUCACGUGGGGGGUGUGGGUGGGGGGGGGCUUUUCAAAAAGGUAAAAUAUGGGACUGCUGCGUUAAAAAAAAAAAAUCAGUUUUCUGUAAUCAGUUUGUCAUCUGGACGACACGUCCCCGCAUUGCAAUGCAAUACUUGCCGUUUCUUUUCUAUUUGGACUGUAAGGGUGUCCUGUUCAAUUUUCCUUUUUUCCAAGAAGAAAUGUAAAUAUUUCCCAAAAAGAAACGAGAUUCUUUUUUUUUUUUUUAUAAAGAGAAAGUAUUUGACAACACGAUAAUAUUUUGUUCGUUUCCCGGAUCAACUAAUCUACUGUUCCGUACUUUGAAUUUAAAAUAAACAUGUAAUGUUGCAAUUUCCUCAAAACCGAAAUAACAAAAUUACAGCUAAUUGGGGGUCAGCUUUCAAAGACUGUUUUUGCAGAAGUCAAUUCCGGAGUGAAUAUUUUAACAGUUGUGUGUUAACAAUAAGUUCAAAUAAAAAAUAUUUGAAA
Molecule: messenger RNA, 1846 nt
Organism: Anoplopoma fimbria (sablefish)
Lineage: Eukaryota; Metazoa; Chordata; Actinopteri; Perciformes; Anoplopomatidae
Gene: hexim1
Product: HEXIM P-TEFb complex subunit 1
Exons: 1
Coding region: 309-1346 (345 amino acids)
Biological process (GO): negative regulation of cyclin-dependent protein serine/threonine kinase activity; negative regulation of transcription by RNA polymerase II
Cellular component (GO): cytoplasm; nucleus; nucleoplasm
Molecular function (GO): 7SK snRNA binding; cyclin-dependent protein serine/threonine kinase inhibitor activity
Source: RefSeq, a predicted model, not a curated record